Molecule: messenger RNA, 3057 nt
Organism: Plodia interpunctella (Indianmeal moth)
Lineage: Eukaryota; Metazoa; Arthropoda; Insecta; Lepidoptera; Pyralidae
Exons: 12
Coding region: 353-1867 (504 amino acids)
Molecular function (GO): ubiquitin binding
Source: RefSeq, a predicted model, not a curated record
UAGUAAUAAAGUCAGUAUAAUCCAGUUGUUUGUGGAGUACUAUUUAAAUUGAUGUAGGUACCUAUAUAGUUGUAACUUACGCCGUGUUCGGAGUUUGGUGCCAAACAAAAUAAAGGAAGGAAUAGUAACAAUAACAUGCAAAAAUAAUUCUGAGUGUUGUUUAACGUGUGAAUGUAUAUUAUGCUUCAGAGUUGAAAUUUAUUUAAGAUGUGACACUAGGUAGUUCAAUGUUAUUUUUUACUGUGCCUCAGUGUUAAAAUUCUAUUGAAAUGGAAGAAUUACGAUCUAAACACAAGUCCAUCCAAAACGCGGCUCAUCAUAUUGCCUUGGAGUGUAUUCAUCCUCAGUAGCAAUGAAGACUCGAUUGCAUUGGAGCAAUAACAGCGUGGUUCACAUGGACUAUGAACAGUCGGCACACGGAUCCCCGUACCACGUUCACCCAUACCCCUCACCUGUCCGUCUCCAGCAUGCCUUUCAAAACCAGAGUCCGAAGAUGUUUCAUCCCAAGGGACUUAAACCGCAUCUCGAUUCCCGGGGCACACCCAACGACAGCCCGAUACUGGGCCGGGCGCUCUGCCUCACGCCUCGGGGAAGCCCUGUGCCCGGCCGCGUGUCCCACCUCAAUGACAAGUUCCAGGACUCCCUCACACUCACCUCGGACACGGAUGCGCUGGUCGCCAAGAUCAGUGCCAUGUUCCCCACUGUCAGUGAGACUCAUAUCAAGAUAUUGUUGAAGAAAUAUUACAAUAGAGAAGCGGUGGUGAUAAGCGCUUUGCAAGUGGAGAAGCAUCCGAUCACGACCCCGGGGCCGCUGACGAUGUCCCCGUCAGCGGCCAGACUGCAGAAGAGCGCCGUUGGGGUGUACUCCGCUGUGCAACUCGCCAAAGGCAUCUCGGGCUCCAUGCACGGCUCCAGUCAUUUCACCCCACUCACAGGGACGCCACAUGGCUCGCCGUCCCUGCUACGGCCGGCGUCCGGCGCUUCCAGCUACUAUGGCACGAACAGGUCGACCAUCACGGAGGGUCGGCAAUCGCCGAAGAUGAAACUCAAGUACAUGAAAAGCAUAUUCCCUAAAGCCGAAGAGACGCUAAUACUUGACAUUCUUGCGAACAAAGACAACAAUGUGCAGAAAGCGAGCGAGGAACUCAUCUCGAUGGGGUUUCAAAAGAAAGAGACAGUGAUCAUCAAGGAGAAGAAGAAGGAGAGAGAAACACCGCAGCCGCCGAAGAAAGUUGUCACCAUUAUGAGGACAUUGGAAGAAAAGAAUCAGCUAAAACAGAAGAUACAAAAAAAAUACAGCUCAAUAGCGGAUCGGGUUAUAUCGAUUGCUCUCGAGAGUGUCGACUAUAAUGAGGAAAGGGCUGAACAGAUCCUAUCAGCUGUCAUGCAGGAGGAAGAUGCCCCAAAGGUAACCACGACUUUGGAGGUGAAAGACCUGAGAAGACCUCUUGAUGUGAAGAAAGGUGUGAGUGCCGGCGAGGAGGCACGCGACCCGAGCCCCAUGGCCGCCGUCGCCGCGACGCGCCGCCUCAAGACUUGGACCGAGCACUUGAAACCUAUUUUGAAAUCGAGUACUAAUAAUGAGUCGAAACACAAGUCACAGUACAGCGUGCCGAAGUCGGGCCCCAACCCGACGCUCAGACAGGGGCCCAAGGAGGGAUUGCUUUUAUUGGACUACAUGGCGUGGAAUGGGCCAAAUCCAGACCUUCGAUCGGGGCAAGCAGUCAAGGCAGAGGGCCCGGAGUCCAGGGAUCGGACCGCCUCUAUUGCCCGCGGCCCUUCCGGCCUCGCCAAGGGCCCAGCUGGCUUGGCUAAGGGCUCCAUUUAUCAGAAACUUAACAAAAAGUCUGCUAAAAUUGUUGCCUGAAAGGAUGAAUUUUUGGAAAACUAAGGUGGUUUUUCAACAAAAUCGAGCCGUUAAUUUGUUGUUGUAAAGGACAUCAGUCGUAAAUGUGAUGUUUGAAUCCAGGCCCGGAAACAUUAAAUGUACCUCUAAUGAUUGGCAAAAAUGUUUUUAAUCCAUUGCUUCUUUCAAUUUCACUCUUUAAGCUAUCGAUUUCGAUAAUGCCGCCUUUCACGUCCACCGAGCCUAAUUUUUAAGCAUUCUCCUUUUAUAAUGUCGUACUUUAGAAUAAUACUUGAUUGUGUUGUGUAUACGUUAGAUACCUAAAAAUUUAAUGAUUACUUUAUGUCUGAUUUGAGGCUGAAACUUGUCACAUAAAAAAAUAUCGGCUUAUUAAUUUAAAUAAAGAUGUGUUUUAUAUCGCGAUAAAUUAAUAAGUCAGCGAUUGUGUCGUGAUCCAGUCAACAAAAAAAACUGCCCUGUUUAUCGCUUUUCACCUCAAAAUGAAUAAUGUCCUUGAUAUAGACUUAAUUUAGUGUAGUAAUCAAUCUAAAUACGUAUCAAAUCAAGAAAAUAUAACAAAAAAUUGUAGAUUACAUAAGUUUUGGAAUAGGUGAAUGCCUAUGUUAUUGUAUUGUAUAGAUGAAAGCAAAAAAAGCACUUGAUAAAGUACAGAAAAUUUAUAUUACGAUAGUGUUUAAUACAUAUUUAGUGAUACAGAAAAUCUUUUUGGGUAAUAAAUAAUAUGUAAAAUAGAACACAAGAUAUUAACGUUACAAAUAACUACAUACAUCAAUUUUUAGAUCAUUAUUAACUUUAUAUAUUUAAUAAAGAAAAUUAUUUUAUAUAGAAAAGGUCAAGCCAAAAACAAACUUCCGGUCUGAAUAUAGGCACCGUGCAGUUUAAAAAAAUAUAUAUUUUUAAGAUUCGCCAAAUAAUAUCACAUUGAUUACUCUUAAUAUCCUUUGAAAUGGGCCAUUUUGCAGUCAGUUUUAAACUUAUGUAUUUACUAAUCUGUAUCUGUCUAAUUUCGAGAUUGUUUUGUGAUAAACGUAGUGUUAGUCAUACCACAAUAAAUUUUGUGGUUAUUAUCCUUAAAUUCGUUCGAAUAGUCACCGAUAACCACACAUUUUUAGUAUGUACACGUUUUAUAUAUUAAAAACAAGCAUUAUUUAUAUAAUUAUCACUGUAGUCACAAUAGUUAUUUGUGGUUC